Messenger RNA from Hemiscyllium ocellatum (epaulette shark), 2001 nucleotides. Its product is annotated as neurolysin, mitochondrial-like. The transcript is spliced from 12 exons. The coding region runs from base 1 to 2001 and encodes 666 amino acids. The record is from RefSeq and is a predicted model, not a curated record. Gene Ontology annotation, molecular function: metalloendopeptidase activity. NCBI's taxonomy places the organism in Eukaryota, Metazoa, Chordata, Chondrichthyes, Orectolobiformes, Hemiscylliidae. Gene Ontology annotation, biological process: peptide metabolic process; proteolysis. Gene Ontology annotation, cellular component: mitochondrial intermembrane space.
AUGAACAAGUUGCAAUGGAAUCUAACACCAGAUCAAAUCAGAGAUCGGACAGAUGCUCUCAUUCACAAAAGCAAACAAGUGUAUGACUCUAUCGGAGCAUUAGACAUGAAAGAUGUCACAUAUAAAAAUACACUGAUGGCUCUGGCAAAUAUGGAUGUUGAGUAUGAUGUGGAACACAGCACUCUUACUUUUCUACAGCAUGUUUCUGACAACAAGGAUGUGCGUGCUGCUUGCACUGAGGCUGACAAGAAGCUUUCAGAAUUUGAUGUGGACAUGUCUAUGAGAGGGGAUGUGUAUCAACGGAUUGUGGCUCUACAGAAAAAAUGUAAUCUCAAGGCCCUGAAGCCAGAGGCUAAGCGAUUCUUGGAGAGACUGUUGAAAUUGGGAAGAAGGAAUGGGUUACACCUACCAAAAGAAACACAAUUAGAGCUCAAGACUAUCAAGAAGGAAAUGAGUGAGCUCAGUAUUGACUUCAGCAUGAAUCUCAGUGAGGACACAACUGUUCUUCUGUUUACCAAGGAAGAACUGGGGGGCCUCCCAGAUGACUUUCUUGAUGAUUUGGAAAAAACUAGUGAUAACAAAUACAAGGUGACCUUAAAAUACCCUCACUACACGCCUGUCAUUAAAGAGUCUUAUGUCCCUGAAACCAGAAGGAAAAUGGAAGCAGCUUUUCAUUCUAGAUGUAAAGAGGAAAACACCAUUAUUCUUGAAAAGUUGAUUCCACUUCGAGCAAAAGCAGCAGAAUUACUGGGAUUUAGUUCACAUGCUGACUUUGUACUUGAGAUGAACAUGGCCAAGAAAGUGGAGAAUGUUGGCAAAUUCUUAGAUGAUUUAUAUGAGAAAAUGAAACCUUUAGGUGAGCAGGAGAGAAGCUUCAUUUUAGACUUAAAGAAGAAAGAAUGUGAAGCGCGAGGAUUGGAGUAUGAUAACAAAAUAAAUGCAUGGGAUAUGCAUUAUUAUAUGACACAGACUGAAAAAAUCAAAUAUUCCAUUGAUGAGAAUUAUCUCAAGGAGUUCUUCCCUAUUGAGUUCGUAACCACAGCAUUGUUGAGCAUCUAUCAGGAAUUGUUGGGUCUGACUUUCCAUCAAUUAGAGAAUGCUGACACUUGGCAUGAAAGUGUAACUCUGUACAGUGUUGAGGAUGCUACCACAUGUGAUGUUCUGGGUCAGUUUUAUCUUGAUCUGUAUCCAAGAGAUGGGAAGUAUGGGCAUGCAGCUUGUUUCGAUCUGCAGCCUGGAUGUCUACUGCCUGAUGGAACUAGACAGAUUGCAGUAACAGCUAUGGUAGCAAAUUUUACCAAGCCAACACCCGAUGCUCCUUCCCUUCUCCGUCAUGAGGAGGUUGAGACUUACUUCCAUGAAUUUGGUCACGUAAUGCACCAGAUAUGUGCUCAGGCUGAUUUUGCCAUGUUCAGUGGAACUAAUGUGGAAACAGAUUUUGUGGAAGCACCUUCCCAGAUGUUAGAGAACUGGGUUUGGGAGAAGGAACCACUUAAGAGAAUGUCACAUCAUUAUAAAGAUGGGAAUCCUAUUUCUGACUAUUUACUUGAGCAACUUAUUCAGUCAAGAUUAGCUAACACUGGUCUUCUAAACCUUUGGAAGAUUGUAUUGAGUAAAUUUGACCAGAUAAUCCAUUCAAAGUCAUCUGCUAAUACAGCAGAGGAGUAUGCCAAAUGCUGUGAAGAAAUUCUUGGAAUACCCGCUUCACCAGGAACAAAUAUGCCUGCUACCUUUGAGCAUCUGGCAGAUGACUAUGAUGGUCAGUAUUAUGGCUACCUGUACAGUGAAGUUUUUUCAGUGGACAUGUUCUACAGCCUCUUCAAAGAUAGUCACAUAAUGGAUCCUACGGUUGGUUUACAUUACAGAAAUUGUAUCCUUAGACCAGGAGGAUCUUUGGAUGGCAUGGACAUGCUCAGAAACUUUCUCGGACGUGAACCAAAUCAAAACGCUUUCCUUCUGAGUAAAGGAUUAAUGAUCAAACAUCAAAAAUGUCCUCAUUAA